This is a messenger RNA of Moneuplotes crassus, 813 nucleotides long. NCBI's taxonomy places the organism in Eukaryota, Ciliophora, Spirotrichea, Euplotida, Euplotidae. The record is from the annotation of a GenBank genome assembly.
AUGAAAAGUAUUCCAAAAACUAUUGAAGAAGAGAACACCGAUAUAGUCAGUCUAGAGAAGUCUGUCCUUGCCAAAACCAAGAAACUAGAUAUCAGCAGAUGCCAGAGCAUUCUCUAUAAGAUUUAUCCAUACAGAGAAGAAAUUGAACCAUUGGGCUCAGACUCUGAAGAAGUUCCAGAAAAUAGUCAACUUAUGAUUUAUUUCUCCGAACUUGAAGAUAUGAAGUUUGCUCAAAGCUUUAAGAAGCUCAAAUUCUUUGAUAUAAAUUGGGUUAAUUUGAGUUUUGAUGGUUCUAAAAAUAAGCAUUUGGUAGAUUUCUUAGCAUCAUCAUUCCUAAAUAAAACUAAUUGUUUCGAUUUUAGAUCCAUGAAAGAAAUGGAUCUGAAUAAGUCCAAUUACUUAAAACCACUGCUCAAUCUCAGUUCUAAAGUCGUCCAACAAGUUACAUUUUAUAAUUUCUUCAUUGGCUUCUCCCAACUAAAGAUACUUGUGGCAGCUUACAAGCAUGUCAGAGAGUUUACAUUGUGGCAUUGCAAGUUAUCAAUUCCAAGAGUUCCUAAUUUUUCAAAGGCUCUUACAAAUUGCCAAAUCCAGGAACUAAAUUUAAAUGAAUCAAAAGGCUCUUACAAAAAUUCCUGGGAGAAUAACUUUGAUGAGUUUAAGAACUUGAUACAAGGAUUAGCAAGUUCUCCAGAUUUAAGAUCGAGUCUCAAAAAGGUAGAAAUCUAUGAAUAUGGAGUAAAGAAAUAUGAAGCUGAACAAAUCUUUGAAGAAAACCAGCUUGGAGGAGUUGAAGUAUUUGGUGAUAAUUAA